GCAAUGAGGCUCGGGAUUUGAACUAAUGCCAUCGCACUGACUCAUCCAGGGAGAGUAAAGGAGCUCAGAGAACAAGGAUACUAAGCUAGAGAGGCGCUUGCUCAAGGGAAAGAGAAAGGAGGGGGAGGUUACGUGUAAGCAGGGGGACAGACGAGUUCGCCUCCGUGGCCGAGGAGAGCAAAAUCAAGAGCUAGAUCGAUAAUUCAGUCAAAUUUUUCAACAAUAAGUAAAUAAAAAGAGCCUCAGAUCCCGGGCUGAGUCAUCCAGUCCAGUUCGAGCAGGAAGACGGCACUUUUCUGAAGGGCUUAAUUAUACAGGAGGCAACGAUCCUCCUUAAAACUACAGAGAGAUCAAGACUUGGAUACCAGUAGGCAGGCAAAGGGGAAGGAAGGGGAAACAAGACACGUCCAAUUUUCUUUAGAAAUAAAGACGCGUUUGGAAAGUGUCUCUUUUUUUAAAAGACUGUUCACAGUUAUGCUGACGUUCUUAAGAGACUCAAUGAUUUGGCUCUACAAGCAGUGAUUUUUGCAUUCUUAUACGUGGUAGGUUUGGGGUGAAUCUUUUUUUUUUAAUCCCACGGUCCUGUUUCAAGAGAGAGAUAGAGAGAAAUCAGGCUUUAAAAUAGAAUCAAAAUCCAAAUUGCCAGCUGCAUCCGCCUCCACCUGAGCGCGCUUGAAACCUAAAGCAUCACGAUUGGAAACCAAGACAGGAAGGUGGAACAAGAGGGAACAACAGCUAGAAAGAGCAUUAUUUUUUCAUUAUUAUUUCUCUUCCACUUGCACCUUGGACAAUGUACCAGGACUUUCCGGCAAAUUUUGAUACCUCCUCUCGGGGCAGCAGCACUUCUCCAGGGCAUCCGGAAACUUACUCGAGCAUCACAACUCAACAGAAAUUCCGGGUCGAUAUGCCAGGAUCGAGCAACACAUUUAUUCCUACUCUCAACGCGAUAACCACCAGCCAAGACCUACAGUGGAUGGUUCAGCCCACCGUGAUAACCUCCAUGCCAAGUGCCUACUCUCGCUCGCAUCCCUACAGCCAUGCAUUGCCCAACCUGUCUUCAGUUACUGGACACACAGCCCUACAAAGGCCUGGUGUUAUUAAAACCAUUGGGACCACCGUGGGCAGGAGGAGAAGAGAUGAGCAGUUAUCACCUGAAGAAGAAGAGAAGCGAAGAAUUAGAAGAGAAAGGAACAAACUAGCAGCAGCGAAAUGCCGUAACAGGCGCCGAGAGCUGACUGAGAAACUCCAGGCAGAAACAGAGGAGCUGGAGGAGGAAAAAUCAGUGCUGCAAAAGGAGAUUGCUGAACUAGAGAAGGAGAAGGAGAAGCUGAAAUUCAUGUUAAUGGCUCACAGCCCCAUGUGCAAGAUCAGCCCCGAGGGGCAUCGAACCCCUCCACCUCAUAACCUCCAGGCCCUGAGGACUGGAAUGAGUGGUCCUGUGGUGGUGAAACAAGAGCCUAUGGAGGAAGAGAUCCCCUCUUCCUCUUCAGAUCCCGAAAAAGGGCAAAGAUCUGUCAUUAAGCCCAUCAGCAUUGUUGGGGGGUUUUAUGGAGAAGAGCCACUCAACACACCUAUUGUAGUGACUUCGACUCCUGCUGUUACCCCUGGAACAUCCAACUUGGUCUUCACCUAUCCCAGCGUGCUGGACCAGGAUUCCCCACUCUCCCCCUCAGAAUCCUGUUCCAAAGCUCACCGGAGGAGCAGCAGCAGCGGGGAUCAGUCCUCUGAUUCCUUGAACUCUCCAACUCUACUGGCGCUGUAACCCUUUAGCCACCACUCCACCCAGUUACUGUUGUGGGGGGGAACCCCCCACCUCAAGACCAGAGACAGCACAAUGGCAUUCGAGCACAAGGCCAACAAGAGCCAGGAAAGGAAAUGAUGUUGCUCCAGAUAUUUCCUUAGACAGGAAGACUAGAACAAAUGAAAGCUGUAUCAGUCUGGAGUUGGUAAGCAGCAGUCACAAUCCCAGGACCCGACGAUGAGGGGUUUUCCCUCACUCACCAAUGACUGCAGUGGAUGUGACCGUCCAUCAAUUGCUAGCCAUUUUCCUGUUAGGUUGAUGAAUGGACCGUCUGACCUGGCUCCUUCUCCUGCGCUAAGCAGUACAUUCCAGUUAGUUGAUCUCAUUUGGGCCUUAACAUUUUCUUGAUUUUUGUUGGAUACCAUGACAUUUCGAAAACUCUAAAGGCUUGCUGAACCACUGCUGAUAUUGAGAGCUGCCUCCUGGGAAUUUUUGCCAUAUUUGGGUGGCUUUUGGCACAUGGUGGAAGUUUUGGGGGGAGAAGGGAAAUUUAUUACAGGUCCAAAUGGUUCUUCAAAAGUUACACAUCCAGUGUCUUCAUUAGGGAAUGGGGAAAAUGAUGGGGAAACUGGUUAACAAAAAGACAAGAGUCUCCUUGAAGACAAUAGGGAACCGUGCACUGUUUGUGUCUACAAAGGCUGUAUCUGCAACAUACCUUCGUCAGUGGGCCAGGAGUGGUGCCAAGGGAGCUGGGGAAAUGCCAGAGUGGGUUUCCACUAAGCCUUUAUUUCUGGCAUGAUGUCUUCUGUAAUUAGUGUUUGUCAAAUCUGUUGCAGGACCCUGUGUUUUCUUUCCUUUUGGCUGCCAGCCACUUUGGGUGUGAUGCAGCUUCCUCUGAAGUAUGCCUGAAUCACAUGCUGGUGCUGUUUCUCAAACAGAGCUACCAGCUUCCAGGUUGCAGGCGGUUGCCCUUGCCCAGUGCUGCCAUUCUUCUUGUGGCUGAUCAGGGAAGGGGAUUAAUUUGAGGGAGAAUGUGCAAGAAGCUCCCUGGAAGAAAUCCCCACACCCCACCCCUUUGGCUAAAUUUCAGUCAUCGGGACCUGGCCAGGGUUAUGUGUAUUGCCAUCUGAUGGUGUCAGGCCAAAUCAGUCCUUUUCCUAGUCCUAGAGACAUCUGAAGAAAAAUGGAUUCUGCACUUUGCCUCCCGCUGCACUUGGUUUCCAACUCUUAACUACAUAUGACUGAUAAAAACAAAAUCUGUGCUCACUACUGAAAAAGGCAGCAUGUUUCACUUAUGUACAUCCCCUGUAGUGCCAAGCAUUAAUGCAACUGUACAUAAAGAGUGUGCCGAUUUUAGCAGGGAUACCCACAGAUAACUUGGAGAGAGGUUUGUUGUAUCUUCAUCUGGAAGUAGACAGUUUUACUCUAAAACUUGUCCUUUACAAAAUACAUAAGAUAACUCAAGUUAAUGGUAAACAUAUUAACGACUGGGUCUGCUUUCAUUUUCUUUUAUGGAAUAUGUGGACGAGCUAGGCAAGGAAGCUGAUAAUUUUUUUACCCCGUUGUGCUCUUCAGAGAUCAGCUUCUUGAGUAUGGGCAGGAUCUUCAAGCCAUGUUAAGUCCAGCGGUGGGCAUCUUUGCCUCUUCAAGAUUUGCCUUAACAGCUGGGAAACUGCAGUCUUGACUCGGAAGUGUUUUUUUUAUUGAUAUCAGUGAUCACAUUCCUGUUUAUUUUUAAUGUGUCUGGGUCACAGCCAUAGUUAGGAAUAUAAUGCUAGGUUAUUUGAUCAGAGUUUCUAAUUAAUGAAGUUUUUAGAAUGCUCUAGAUCAGGGGUGUCAAGCUCACAUUGUCACGGCGGCAUUACGCGAUAUAUUGGGACUAUUUCCCCCUUCACUAAACUGGGCAUAGGCGUGGUCAGACUGUGAUGCAUCUGGCCUGCAGGCCGAGAGUUUGACAACUCUGAUCUAGAUUAUGGGCUUCCCCCCCCUAAUUAGAGAAGUCAGAUUUGGUGACCUGAAUGAAUUCUAGGGAAUUUUGAGUACUGUAAAGGUAGCAUUUGAUUCAAGUGGAGCUCAGUUCUUGGUGAUUUUGUGGACAUGUUUUUGUCAUUUUUUGGACAAUGAUGGAGGCUUGCUUUCUUCAACAAUAUUUUUAAACUCCAGUCUAAUCUGCAAUCUGGGAUUCCCUAGAGGUCUCCCAAAUAUUGAUUAGAUCCAAAACAAACUCCACUUAGCUUCUAAACCCAGAAAUGAUGAAGCUUCAUUAUCUAUUUUUGCCUAUGCUGGCCAUAGGAGGAAAAAAAUCUAGAUUAUUUCUGGCUACUGGUGGUAUAUUUGACUGCUAAACAUGUCCUAGACAUUACUUAACACUAUAAAGUUUAUAUUUAUAGCAAUAAAAGCCAAACAUUUGCUUUACAGGGAAGAAAGGGUGUACAAACUGAUUUUUCUAGCUGUUAUCUCCUAUAGUAGAUUCUGUUUAUUGAAAUAAUUUAAACCAGCUGACCAAAUUUAUGCUCAGUUUAUGUGCAACACCAUAGUCUGAACCAAAAGUCAUGUGGUGAACAAGUCUUUCUGUAAACACGUUGCGCUGUAUCAUGUUGAGGAAGACUGGUAUAAAACCACAAUAAAAAGUUGUCUAGAACUGCUUUUAUAUGCACAUGAUAAGUAUGUUGUAUGGCUCAAGAUUCAGAUUCGAGCAUCUCAUGUUUGGUAUUUUAAGGAAGAUUCUGAUCUUAAUGGGAGCAUCUUGUCACUAGAAUCAAAAGGAACUACUCAAUAUACUUAUAUCAGAAGUAAGGGACCAAUGCUUCUCUGCCAUAAUGUUUCAGAAAUAAAAUUGCCACAAUUUAUUUAGCACAAAUUCCAUCUUCAUAGGAAUUAUUGGAAAAACUAAAGGGUAAAUAAAAUUAAAUAAUUUGACCUGCAAUUUUGGAAGUUAAAUGAUUAUUGGCAGAAGAUGACAAUAUUCUGUCAAAGUUCCCCAUUAAUGUUGUGCCAGUAGCAGGGUUAAGUAUUCAGUUCCAUGUUGAAUCUAUGACCUUGCCAUCAUUCCACAGAUAAACUUGCUUUUCAAUAUGUGCUUUUCAAGAAGUGUUGCUCCAGAAAACUGGGAGAAUUGAAGAAAGUACCUGAGUAGUGAUCCUUUUGUUCUAAUUCCAUGUAGCAGGACAUGAUGAUGCUGAGCUCAAUCAAAUAGAAAAUUGCUUCAAACUUGGCUGAAGGAAUAGCGAUCUUAAGAGAUGCUUCUAGAUAUCUAGACUUCUAUAAUUGGUUCUGAUUGUUGACUCAGAUCUCUCUAGGUAAUUUUAGCUUGCUUCUCAUUUCAUUUUUAUUCCAUGGGUUUGUGUAUCCCAGUUGGAUGAUGGUUCCUGGAAUCUAGCAAAAGUAUAUUUGUAUUUGGUUCAUCCAGUCUUAUUACUUCAAGCAGGCUGAGGCCAUUAUGCUCUUCCAGUAAGUGGUGUCUUUGUGGCUAAUACUUUUUGGUCAACCUUGUACAAUUGGUUCAUUAAUGUGUUCAGAUUGAGCACUGCCAUGUUUUGGGUAGUUGAAUCCGGCUUUUAUUCUAGUUUUGGCUUUUUUUAGCAUCUUUUUAAAUAUGCACAUUUAUACCCUUGAAAUUGCAUAGUUGCAUUUUCCCUUCUGCCUCACUGGUGUAAAUGCUGUAAAAUGUUUGCAUGGCACAAACUCUUCUGUUUUGGCUUUUUCUUCCACAAGCUUCUGGUCUACAGAACAAUUGGCAGAGACCCAUGUUUUACCAUUGUCCCAAUUCGCUGAAGGUGACCUAGUAGUAGGAAUUAUUUAGCCUCAUGAGAGCAAUAUAGGAUGGCAUCUUACACAUGGCUCAUGGUUAUAACUAACAUCUCAGAUCUUGUUUUCUGUGGUACUGUUCUAUGAGUAACACGCUUGUGCGUGAAGUCUUAAUAACAGCUUUUAUGCAAUAAAGCAAACUUAAAGAAGUUUUGUAGAAUACGUUGUAUCCAAAUUUUUUACAAUCUACAGGAUUUAUACCAAACUCUGAUCUGGCAAUGUUUUGCCCAGCUACUUUAGGACUUAAUAUGCAUGCCUUGAUGGAAAGCAAUUGCUGUUCUUGCAGUAUUUUGGAGAAAACGGCUUCUUUUCCAGAGAAAAAGUCUACUUGUCUCCCAACACUAAUGCAUUUUUCUCUCUCUCUUUAAAUUCCUGCUUCCUACCCAUUCUUAGUUCUAAUGUUUAUACUUGACUUUUUAUUUCCAUUAGAACACAAUCCAGCAAACUCUGCUUUGCAGCUUCUGUUAAUUUCAACCUGUUUUGACCUGAUGACACAGCUAGGGAUGGUGUAGUCACUGGGUUUGAUGAAUUUUGCUUAUUAAACCAGCUGAGUACUUGUGAUAUAACAGGAUCUGAGGUCAUCAUAUCAGUAUCAAUGGAUUUAAAAAUAUCCUUAUUGUUUUAUUUAAUUGAUCCACUAAGUUCACUUGAACUUAGCAGUAUGCUGCUUUUGUAUUCCACCCAAUCAUAAUAACACUCAUUAUUUCUUAUUUAUUGGCAAGCAAACAUUUUUUGUGUCGGCUACAGUGAAUCUGCUCACCAUUAAUUAAACAAAUUGUUCCUAUUUUUUAUGCAAAAAUGAAAUUAAUCAGAGAAGGUCAAAAUUGUAAAAGAGAAUGCAAGUGAUAGCAUAUCUUUCUUGGUUUUUUUUUUAACAUAGACUUAUAAUGUUUACAUCUUUUUCUUUGCCACAGAUCUGGAUUUGAAAAAUAUUUUUUCCCUACUGAUUUUUAAAAUCCUGAUUUUUUUUCUUUUUCAAAUAAAAAUAGUUAGACAUGGUAAGAGUUAAUAAUUUCUCCCCUUCCCUUUGUAUAAUUUUUCAAUGAAUUGUCUUGGUGCUUCAUUUUGGUUCUCGUUGUUCUGUUCAAAUCUGUAUGAAUAUCUGUUCUGUUUAGAAAUGGUUUACUAGUCUCAAUUUCAUGUUUUUUUCAUUCAUGAGAAUUAUUAUUUUCAGGGGGCGGGGGGGAGAAUGAGGUGUUCAUUAAGCCAUAAGUAUCUAUCUGUGCAAUAAACACUAGGCAAGUGCUUUCAGAAAAGGUUGGUAUCUCAGUCAUAAUGCGCUUCGCAGGCAAAAGUUUCCAGGGCUUUUCUAAGUAGGACUGCCUCAAUUGCUGAAUGAAACAGACUUGAUAACUCACUUUCUGUUUCUUCCAAAAAAUCAGUGGUUCCUAUGAUCACAUUCAACAUUCCAAUUAGGUGGCAUUUUUGCAUAUCAGUAUAAUCCUAGGGUAUGUUUUAUUCCAAUUCAUUAAAAAUCCAUUCUGCAGGCAAAAAGAUCUAAAAUGGGCAAGUAGAAUAUGAUUUAAUUCCCACAGAAAGAGUAAAAAUGACGCUCUUUCGUUACAUCCAUUGGUUUGCAUGAAUUGGGUUUUUUUUUUAAAUUUGACAACAAAGAAUGUUGAUGUGAUUCCAUAUCCAGGUGAUGGAAUAGAUUGUCUAACGCUGUUCUUGGCGUAAACAAAUGGGAAGAAUAUCAUAGCAAAAAAAGGGUGGGGGGGAGGGGAAUCUGCAAGAACACCAAAUUGUACAUGUAUAUGCAUAUUUUCUAAUUAUAGAAAACAAAGCCAGAAGAACUGAAGAAAGUAAGUGCUUUUAUAUCUUUCUCUGCAAAUCUCAUGAGAUUAACAAGGACUAUAAAGAUUAGGAGAUUUUUUUGGCAGGGGGAGAAGCUCCAAACUUAUGUAAGGGGGAGAGGGGAUUCUCAUAUAAAAAUGUACAGAGAAAUGGUUUCUAAAAAUGAACUUUCAGUCUUCUUCAAAUUAUAAGAUAGAACAAGAGCAUUCUCUCUCAGUAAAAGACUGUUUUUCUGUCUUAAAAUGGUUCUGUUUCUUUCCCACUCUUGAAUUUUAAUACUGUUCUGAUUCUUUUGUGGCUGUUUUGAUGUAGGAAAACCAGAAUUAUGUGUUGAAAAUAGACAUUUGGUCUGUCUCAGUGAGCAGAUAAAUGUUGUGCAUGUGUAUAGAUUCUACUGUGUAGUCCCAUUAAAUAUUGGUAAGAAAAAGUGCAUCUUCAUUAGCACAGUAAAUUGAUGGUAUAAAACGAAAGAAUACUUUAGGAUCAAAGGGCCCGAUUCUCUCUUUAUUUGACUGUGAUCUUAAAUGCAUUCAUUCACCUUAGAUGUACGUACACCAGUGUUAAAAUCAGUAGAGGAAAUUGUUUCAGUGAUUUUAUUUUUCCCCAUCAUAUAUACAAAUCCAUAGGGAUCUUUAUUUUUUUCUUUCCACACAUUCAGUUUUGCAUUUCCUUUUCCCCGACACGGGGUGAAAUAAGUUUGGAUAGGAGUGAUUUAAAUUGGGAGCCCUUUUCUGAAUGUCUGUGUAAAAGAGCUCUCAUUGGUAGAGAAGCUUUCCAGGGAGGUCAUCUUAUUCCUUUUCUUGUAAUGCAGGCCUACAAUAUUUGCACUAAAAUUAACAAAAAUAAUGGUAUGGAGGUGAUUGAAAGAAAGGUUGCUGCUAUGAAAGAAAAAACUUAAAAGAAUGGCCAUGCUUUUACAGAUUUUAAUGUACCAUUUUGUAAAAUGAAAGCGGUCUAGAUGGAAAAGAAUGAAGGUUUUAUAUGUAUGUGUGUGUAUAAAAUUAUAAUUAUUAUUUUUUACUUUCUCUUACUGUUCAUUUCCACAUCCCACUUGAUUCUAUUCUGUGUUCUUUCAUUGCUACUUUUGUGAUUGUGUUCAUUAACCCCAUCCCCAAGUUUAAA
Pseudonaja textilis is the source of this 8464-nucleotide messenger RNA. RefSeq names its product FOS like 2, AP-1 transcription factor subunit (gene FOSL2). Gene Ontology annotation, cellular component: nucleus. Lineage: Eukaryota; Metazoa; Chordata; Lepidosauria; Squamata; Elapidae. Gene Ontology annotation, biological process: regulation of transcription by RNA polymerase II. Gene Ontology annotation, molecular function: RNA polymerase II cis-regulatory region sequence-specific DNA binding; DNA-binding transcription factor activity, RNA polymerase II-specific. The record is from RefSeq and is a predicted model, not a curated record.